AAGAGCUUGUCCGUAAAGUAGAAACCAAUGAUUCCUAUAUGUCCUGUGGUCUCCUUCACCUACGUGCCCAGCCGGUUAGGUGAAGAUGCCAAAAUGGCUACCGGCGGCAAUUACUUUGGAUUUACCCACGGUGCGGCUGCGCAGUACAGCCAGCAGCCGACGGCCGGGGUAGCCUACACUCACCCCACCACCGUGGCCAGCUACACCGUGCACCAAGCUCCCGUGGCUGCUCACACUGUGGCCGCAGCCUACGCCCCGACAGCCGCCACCGUCGCAGUAGCCAGGCCCGCAGCCGUUGCGGCCGCCGCCACUGCAGCCGCCUACGGAGGGUACCAACCCGCCCACGCCACUACCGACUACGGAUAUGCCCAGCGCCAGCCAGAAGUGCCCCCGCCACCUCCCCCUGUCACCUCCCAGAACUAUCAGGAUUCCUAUUCAUACGUGCGUUCCUCGGCCCCGGCUGUAGCUUACGACAGUAAACAAUACUACCAGCAACCCACCGCGACAGCAGCUGUUGCUGCAGCAGCUGUACAACCACAACCUACAGUGGCUGAGAGCUACUACCAAACAGCCGCCAAAACGGGAUACAGCCAGGGCGCGACUGCGUACACACAGACUCAGCAGACUCGUCAGGUUACAGCAAUAAAGCCAGCCACACCGAGCCCAGCCACCUCCACCUUUUCAAUCUACCCAGUGUCCUCCGCCGUGCAGCCUGUGGCGGCCUCCGUGGUUCCAACCUACUCCCAAAGUCCGACCUACAGCACCAACGCUGUUACAUAUUCCGGUACGUCAUAUUCGGGCUACGAGGCAGCAGUAUACUCGGCUGCUUCCUCGUACUACCAGCAACAGCAGCAGCAGCAGCAGCAACAGAAGCAGGCAGUCGCCGCAGCAGCCGCCACCGCUGCCUGGACAGGCAGCACGUUCACCAAGAAAACACCCUUCCAGAACAAAACGCUUAAACCCAAACAGCCUCCGAAACCACCUCAAAUACAUUACUGCGACGUCUGUAAGAUCAGCUGUGCCGGCCCACAGACUUACAAAGAGCAUCUAGAGGGUCAGAAGCAUAAGAAGAAGGAAGCAGCCCUGAAAGUCUCCCAGAGCUCCAGUAGCAGCAGCAGCGGGAGCAGCAGCUCAGCCCGGAGCACACAGAAUCAGCUUCGAUGUGAGCUCUGCGACGUCGCCUGCACCGGAGCGGAUGCCUAUGCCGCUCACAUCCGUGGCGCCAAACACCAGAAGGUUGUCAAACUGCACACCAAACUGGGGAAGCCCAUUCCCUCUACUGAGCCCAGCGUGGUGACCCAGGCGACCACGUCCACAGCGUCGGCCCUCGGUAAAACAGCCAGCGCGGUUAUCGGCAGCUCCACCGGCAACACCGCGUCCGGCAUGUCCGUCUCCUCCUCCACCGGCUCUUCUUAUCUGAAACCGAUUGGCGUGCUCAACAGCGCGGCAGGCUCGACCAUGCAGGGCAAGAGCGCGGUCCCCGGUAGCAUUUCAUCCACCACAGCUGCCAUCAAGAAGGUCAACACACCCAAGAUCAACUUUGUUGGUGGAAACAAAUUGCAGACGACCGGCAUUAAGCUAGACGAGGCGAAAGCCGAGCUGGCUAAACCAACCCAGUCAUCAUUGGUAACGGCUACGCAGGAGGUUAAAAACGACAUACCUGAUCCGAUGUCCCCUCUUGCAGCUUUGCAGAGCGACGUCCAGCCAGUCGGGCAUGAUUACGUUGAAGAGGUGCGAAACGAUGAAGGCAAAGUCAUCCGGUUCCACUGCAAACUGUGCGAAUGCAGUUUUAACGACCCGAAUGCAAAGGAAAUGCAUCUUAAGGGGAGGAGACAUCGUCUGCAGUACAAGAAAAAGGUGAACCCAGACCUCCAGGUGGAAGUGAAGCCUAGCAUCAGGGCUCGAAAGAUCCAAGAGGAGAAGAUGAGAAAACAGAUGCAGAAGGAGGAGUACUGGAGACGGCGGGAAGAAGAAGAGCGCUGGAGAAUGGAGAUUAGGCGCUAUGAGGAAGACAUGUACUGGCGACGGAUGGAGGAAGAGCACCACCACUGGGACGAAAGGCGCAGGAUGCCCGACGGUGGCUUCCCACAAGGUCCGCCUGGACCUCCCGGUCUGCUUGGAGUGAGGCCUGGAAUGCCCAUUCCACAGCCACAAGGACCAGUGCCCCCACGCCGGCCCGAUUCCUCAGACGACCGUUACGUGAUGACAAAACACGUGGCCAUCUACCCCUCUGAAGAUGAACUCCAGUCCAUUCAGAAGAUCGUGUCCAUCACCGAGCGCGCCCUCAAGCUCGUGUCCGACAUAAUUACUGACCAAGACAAGGACAAAGAAGAGGAUAAAGAGAAGAAGGAGCCACCCAAAGACAGAGCGCUGAAGGGGGUUAUGAGGGUUGGCGUCCUGGCCAAAGGACUCCUGUUGAGGGGAGACAAGAACGUCAAUCUUGUUCUCCUUUGUUCAGAGAAGCCUACCAAGAGUCUGCUGUCACGCAUCGUGGAGCACCUGCCCAAACAGCUCACGCUGGUUGCUCCUGAGAAGUACGAGAUCAAAGGCUCCGUACAAGAAGCCGCCAUCAUCCUGACUUCCUCUACCGACCCCAAGAUGCAGGUGACCAUAACGCUGACCUCGCCCAUCAUCCGUGAGGAGCACCCCCGCGACGGAGAUGUAACCUCGGGUAUGGUGAAAGACCCAGCGGACGUCUUGGACAGGCAAAAAUGCCUUGACGCUCUGGCUGCACUACGCCACGCUAAGUGGUUCCAGGCUAGAGCCAACGGACUCCAGUCCUGCGUUAUUGUUAUUCGUAUCCUGCGUGACCUUUGUCAGCGAGUUCCCACUUGGUCUGCUUUUCCAAGCUGGGCCUUGGAGCUGCUUGUGGAGAAGGCAAUCAGCAGUGCCUCUGGACCAAUGAGCCCCGGUGACGCUCUGCGACGAGUCUUUGAAUGUAUUGCCUCCGGAAUUCUGCUACAUGGUGGUCCAGGGCUGAUGGACCCAUGUGAGAAGGCUCAAGUAGACACACUGGCUAGCAUGGAAGAACAGCAGAAAGAAGACAUAACAUCCAGUGCUCAGUUUGCCCUGCGACUCUUGGCGUUCCGUCAGAUCCACAAGGUUCUAGGAAUGGACCCGCUGCCUCAGAUGAACCCACGCUUCAACGUGAAGAACACCCGCAAGCGAAGGCGGGACAACAGCGACGGCACAGACGGCUUUGAGGGCGAGGGCAAAAAGGACAAGAAGGAUUUCGAUGCCGUCUAGACCUCCGCCUCAGAUCUCGGACUCGUGCUUGUGUUUGAAAUCUGUACGUCGGGGGUGUGAAAGCGGUCCUGUAGAUCUGUGUGCAUGCUGAUUAAUGCUUUUCCAAAAAUCUCCCCAUGUCCUUUUACUAAACAUCUAAUUUGAUUGGUCUUCGUUUGGCUACUAG
Trichomycterus rosablanca is the source of this 3412-nucleotide messenger RNA. It is a transcript of the gene zfr, whose product is annotated as zinc finger RNA binding protein. Gene Ontology annotation, cellular component: precatalytic spliceosome. Gene Ontology annotation, molecular function: zinc ion binding; double-stranded RNA binding; single-stranded RNA binding. NCBI's taxonomy places the organism in Eukaryota, Metazoa, Chordata, Actinopteri, Siluriformes, Trichomycteridae. The record is from RefSeq and is a predicted model, not a curated record. Bases 28 to 3246 code for a protein of 1072 amino acids. The transcript is spliced from 20 exons.